AUGUCGCGCAAUCUCUGUAUUACUGCAGUGGACGGCCACACCGGCUUCACUAUUGCUGAGCUCCUCUUAACAGAUAAUGGGUUUAAGAAAGCCAUCAACUCAGUUGUUGGUCUCACACUUCAUCCUGAGUCCAAAUCCGCGAAGGAGCUGGCCGGGCUCGGUGCCAAAAUCGUUCCACACAAGCCUGGGCGAGUGAAGGAGAUGGUCGAAACCCUGCGCGAGACUGGUGCAGACACGUUGUGCCUUAUCCCCCCAGCACACGGAUCCAAAUUUGACAUCACUACGGAGCUGAUCGAUGCUGCUAAAAAGGCCAAUGUGCCGAACGUUUGCUUUAUCAGCUCCGCGGGCUGUGACCUUGCCGAACGGGAUCGCCAACCAAAACUGCGAGAGUUCAUUGAUCUCGAAAGUCGUGUCCUAUCUUCCAAGGGAGACCCGCAAACCUCUACCGGACAUUCUCCGGUUGUUAUUAGAGCUGGAUUCUACGCCGAGAAUCUCCUCCUCUAUGCUCCGCAGGCACAGAAAGAAGGAGUCAUUCCUCUUCCAGUUGGAAAGCAGCAUAAAUUCGCGCCGAUUGCGCUCGGGGAUGUUGCUCAAGUUGCAGCACACGUCCUUUCCGGCAAAGGCAAGCACGGCUUCAGCGACAAACACCGCGGCCAAUUGAUCGUUCUGACAGGGCCAAUGCUUGCGACUGGUGACGAGCUUGCUACCGCUGCAAGUCAAGCACUAGGACAGGAAAUGGCUUUCGAAGACAUAUCCGAGGCCGAGGCCAAUCGGAUCCUGCACGCUCAGUCGGACAGUGAUGAAACCGAGCUACAAUAUCUAAUGGAGUAUUACUCGCUAGUUCGAGAGGGUAAGACCAAUUACAUCUCGACGACAGCUUUCCAUGAUAUCACUGGUGCACACCCUCAAGAACCUAACGAGUUCUUCAAUGUUUACGCCAAUGAGUUCAAACUUAAUAAUGGUGCAGAUGGCACUAAGCGGCGGAAACUGAAUCAGAAGCGGUAG
Molecule: messenger RNA, 1005 nt
Organism: Penicillium canariense
Lineage: Eukaryota; Fungi; Ascomycota; Eurotiomycetes; Eurotiales; Aspergillaceae
Exons: 5
Coding region: 1-1005 (334 amino acids)
Source: RefSeq, a predicted model, not a curated record